UUCUCUUUGUUACACUGGAUUAUGAAAGUAAAUCAUGAUUCUGCUCUUGAACGGAAGGAUGCAUACUUCUUUAAUGCAAUGCAAUGGAAUAUGACAUCACCAAUUUCAGAGCUUAUCAGUGACUAUAAGAAUUGCCAAAAUAUUCAAGAAGUGAGAGGUGGAUGUGUCCUUGUAUAGACCAAACCACGUGGCAACUAAUUUUGUGCCCCUUUCUCCAAAAACCGGCGUGUGUUCUCCAUGUACACAGACCUGAAACCUUCUUUUCUUCUUCUCACUGCUAAAACUUCCAUGACCACAACAACAAGAGUCCAUUAAUCCGUACAUUUUAUUUGCACCCGUUUAGAAGAAAAAGAGAAGCUAAUUCGUCGCAAACCAAAUAAACAAUUUUUUUGUAGCAGUUAAAAAAGGACCAAAGGUUAAAGCUAUUAAAAUAAAAGAAAUGGGUCAGGCAUUUCGUCGAGCAUCUGGCAGAAUUGGAACCACCAACCCGUCUCCAACUCCAAAGACCGUAAGUGACCGCCGGCCUCCGCUAAGAACCAACGAUAACGUAGAGAUCUCGAGAACAGCCGGCCAAUACAACAAUCAGGACAAUCUUGAUUCUGGUAAAGAUGGUGGCUCAAGAGUUAAUGUUGAUAAUGUCCUUGAAGAGAGAGAUCCACAAUUUGAUGCAAUGCUUAGUCAAAUGGUUGGUAGAAUUAAAACAAAACCUGGAGGCAAAGAUGAGAUGGCUGAGGCAGCUGUGGUAGAAAGGUACAAUAGGCCCAUGCCAAAGCUACGAAACACAACUCUUGAUUCCGCGAGGUAUGAGGAAAGACCUGCUCCUCCAGGGACUUUGAAUGUGGCACAGCUGCGCCAAAUCAUGCUUUUGCAUCAAGGAAAAGCUGAUGGUCAGAAUGCGCCGAUAGAUAUCCAUCAGAUUGCCGAGAAGUUUCGCCUUGAAGUUGCUCAGGUUCAGCAGAUAUUGGAGUUUGUAUCACUGCCUCCAGAGGAAAGCAACAAACAGAAAGAUUAUCAGUGAUGACAGGCUUCCAUUUGUGCAUUACUAACCUGAUAUUCCGCUGAAUAAGGGAGAGUUGAUACUGCAAUUAAAAAUUGUCACCGAGGCAGGUAGAAUUUUGUAUCCGUCGUGGACAAAGACCUCUGUGUUCGAACGUUUGUAUGAUAACCGGUUACAUUUGGUCGGGGUUUCAGUAUGUAGCAAGUGAGGUUGACUUUGUUGGUACCCAUUGAGGCGGUUCUUGUUUGAACAUAGAGUAGGGAAAUAUCUUCCCUAGAAUGAAAAUGUUAAUUUUCUGUCAUAGAAAUCAAUCAGUCAAUGCUCGUGAGCGCAGAAAUUGGCUACUGCUAGCAUCAUUUUAGAUUUAGCCGUUGUACGUUUUAGAGCAUCGACACUUUUUUGGAUAUUUCAGUACCUGAGGGGCUUCCCGAGGGAAAAUUAUGCGGUUGAAUAGAGUUCGGUCCAAAUAACUGAAUA
Ricinus communis (castor bean) is the source of this 1474-nucleotide messenger RNA. RefSeq lists its product as uncharacterized. NCBI's taxonomy places the organism in Eukaryota, Viridiplantae, Streptophyta, Magnoliopsida, Malpighiales, Euphorbiaceae. The coding region runs from base 440 to 1018 and encodes 192 amino acids. The transcript has 3 exons. The record is from RefSeq and is a predicted model, not a curated record.